AUGGCUAUGCAAAGGCAGAUAACAGUACGACGUUCAUGCAUGAUUCGAUACCCAUCAAGCAUGGUCCUAGCCAUUAAGACUCGAUAUUUAUUGGAUAUGAUUCUGUGCUUAUCAGAUGUAACUCUACUGAUUAACGUGGAAAAAGAUGAAGUGCUACUCACGGACAAUUUACAUCCUGGCUUUGUUGAGCUAUAUAACGAUGGCGAAGCAAGCUCCCUGCGAAUAUUUUAUUUGGAAAAUGGAGAACGACGUCUGGAAAGAGAAUGCACACAAAUAAGCGGCUUGGAACGAGCGGAGGAUUGCAGUAGCUUGGUAUUCCGAAUUUGCAAACUUAAAUCGGGCACUGACUGCAAUGAGCAUGUAUUAAUAAAGCCUGAAAGAUCUAAAGAUUGUCACACGAUUUAUUACGCCUUUCGUUAUCUCCAACAGAAACGCACAGGUUGA
This is a messenger RNA of Brugia pahangi, 444 nucleotides long. NCBI's taxonomy places the organism in Eukaryota, Metazoa, Nematoda, Chromadorea, Rhabditida, Onchocercidae. The record is from the annotation of a GenBank genome assembly.